GUCCAAAGCUUGGCUUCUCCCAGCGUACUGUCACAGAAUUGGCAUUUGAGGCUACGUGAGAUUUCUGCGAGCGGAUUUAAGAAUCCCGCGUGGUGGGAAUUCUGACUUGAGAUGUGGUUUGUGAUGCCGGCUUCCUAGAAUAAGGCCACUCCUGUAAAGGAAAAAAGUAAGUCUCAAGCCCAGAAAUUCAUCCUUGCUAAGGAUACCCUUGAUGAGACACCAUUACCAGGAUUUCAGGACAGAUCCUAAAUGUGGUGGGCACUUCGUAAAAGCUGUUAAAAAUGACCAAGUCCCAGGUCUUAUUGUCAUUCAAUGAUGUGGCUGUGGAUUUCACCUGGGAAGAGUGGCAGCUGCUAGACAUUGUUCAGAAGAACCUCUACCGGGAUGUGAUGUUGGAAAAUUAUAGCAACCUAAUGUCAUUGGGUUAUCAAGUUACAAAGCCAGAACCAGUGAUGCACUUGGAGAAAGGAGAAGAAAAAGAAAAAGCAGUAGUAGAGAGGGAAUUCCCAAGUCAGUGUGGCCCAGAAAGACCCCAUAAAUGUGUCUCAAGAGGAAUAAGUUUGAAACAAAAUUCAGACCCAAGUUUUCAGAGUAAAAGCUAUGCAGAAAUGAACUCUGAUGAGUUAAAUGGUUAUGGGAAGUCAUUUUUCUGUACUCUACAUGAAACCUCCCACCCUCGAGCCCAGUACUAUGAACAUAAUUUAUGUGUGAGGUCUUUCAGCACAGUAACAAAUCUUAAAAGACAUCACAGAAUUCACACAGAAGGGAAACCUUAUGAAUGCAGUGAAUGUCCCAAAUCCUUCAGGUAUAAGUCAAAGCUCAUAAUACACCAGAGAACCCAUACGGGAGAGAAGCCAUACAGAUGCAGUGAAUGUCAGAAAGGUUUCAGUACAAAAUGUCAUCUCACUCUGCACCAGAGAACUCAUACAGGAGAGAAACCGUAUGAAUGUAUCGAGUGUCAGAAAUCCUUUAGAACAAAAUAUCAUCUCAUUCUACACCAUAGGACUCAUACAGGAGAGAAACCCUAUGAAUGCAAAGAAUGUGGAAAAGCUUACAGGGAAAAGACGAAGCUCAGAUUACAUUACAGAACACAUACAGGAGAGAAACCUUUUGAGUGUAGUGAUUGUGGGAAAGGUUUUAUGCAAAAGUCAAACCUGAUUAUCCAUCAAAGAAUCCAUACAGGAGAGAAACCCUAUGGACGUAAAGAAUGUGGAAAGGCCUUCUGUAGUAAGUCUCAGCUUGUUGUUCACCAGCGAAAUCAUACAGGAGAAAAAUCCUAUGAAUGCAGGGAAUGUGGGAAAGCCUUCAAUAAAAACUUGCACCUCAUAACACAUCAGAAAAUUCAUAUCAGAGAGAAACAUUACGAAUGCAGUGAAUGUGGAAAAGCUUUUGUACACACAUCACAGCUCAUUCUACAUCAGAGAAAUCAUACAGCAAGAACACCUUAUGAAUGCGAGGGAUGCGGGAAAGCCUUUAAUAAAAAGUCACACUUCAUAACCCAUCAGAGAAUUCAUACGGGAGAGAAACCUUAUGAAUGCAGUGAAUGUGGGAAGGCUUUUAUAGACAAGUCACAGCUUAUUGUUCAUAGAAGAACUCAUACGGGAGAGAAACCUUAUGAAUGCAAGGAAUGCGGGAAAGCCUUUAAUAAAAAGUCAUCCCUCAUAACACAUCAGAGAAUUCAUACGGGAGAGAAACCUUAUGAAUGCAGUGAAUGUGGAAAAGCUUUUAUAGACAAGUCCCAUCUCAUUGUCCAUCAGAGAACUCAUACAGGAGAGAGACCCUAUGAAUGCAGUGAAUGUGGAAAAGCUUUCAUACGAAAGGCAAUGCUCAUUGUCCAUCAGAGGACACAUACAGGAGAGAAACCCUUUGUAUGCCUUGAAUGCCAGAAAGCCUUUAGCAGUAUGGCAAUGCUCAGUAGACAUCAGUUGAUUCAUACAGGAGAGAAACCCCAUGGAUGCAGUGAAUGUGGGAAGGCUUUCCGCCAAAAAAGCCAUCUUAUUAUCCAUCAACGAUGCCAUACUGGAGAGAAACCCUAUGGAUGCAUUCCAUGCGGUCAAAUAUUCAACCAGAAGUCACAGCUCAUUAGACAUCAGAGACAUCACACAGGAGAGAAACCAUAUCAGUGCACUCAAUGUGGGAAAGACUGUUUUGAGAAAUCAUACCUCAGUGUCCAUCAGAGAAGUCAUGCAGGGCAGAAACCUUAUCAAUGUGGUGAGUGUGGGACAACUUACUCUGUCAAGUUCUUUCUCACUUCACAUGAGGAAAUUCAUACAUGAAAACAAUCCCAGAAACACAGCACUGGGAAGACUUUAGUGAGAUGCCAGAUCUUCCUGAAUAUAAGAAAAUUCACACGAGAGUCACCCUAUGAAGGCAGGGAAAGUUAAGGUACUUUUCCAUUAAUUUUGGCCUUUGUAAGUUUCAAAACUUACCCAGAAGAGAAAUCUUUUAAAUGCAGUGAAUAUAGGAAAAUUAUCUACUACCAAUGUAGCCUCAUAUUUCAUGAGAAAAAAGGCAGUAUGAAUGAAAAGUUGAAAUCUCUUCUUGAGAAGAGAUCCCAUUAUACAUCACACAAAAUGAAACCAUUGGGUACAACAAAUAUUUUUGAUAGGCUAUCAUAAAGUAGUUAGUUUUCACUGUGGAAAAAAAUCUCACAAAUAUUGUGAAUUCUUGAAUAGCUUCCAAACAAAUGAGUUUUCAUACCAAGGAAUACAGAUGGCUGAAGACUUGUGAUAAGGGAUGCCUCUGGCAUGAAGUCCAAACUUAUCAUGCAUCAGAUAAUAUUUUUUUAAGGAGAAUUAGUAGAGUGUAAUGGUGGGAAAGUUUAUUUACAUAUAAACAACUUUAUAAUAAAAAUUUUGAUCAUCACAAUACCAUGUAUUUAUAGAAAAUGUAACACAAAGUAGUCAGUUAGGAAGAGCAGAUAACUUUAGCAUGCCAAAGGACACUUUGUUUCAUGUUUGAAUAUAUUGUGUAGUCAAAGAAGUAAAUUAAGAAAGGUCCCAGAUGUAUGUAUUUGCUUUGUGUCUGAGUAUUUUUGUAGAACAUGUAUAUGAUGAUUUUCAAAUUGCAUAAGGUAAUGAAAGUUGUGUACCACGAAAUUCUUGUUCCAGUUUGUAUGUCUAAUAGCUACCAAAAAUGCCAACAUAGUGAAAUAUAUAAAUCACAAGGGAAAUAAUUCAGCUUAACAUUAAACAAUACUAUAACACCAUUUACACCUUUUUGGUUUUUCUUACUGUUACUGGUAUUGUAAAUGAAUCUGGUACUUUUCAGCCCUUAGGAAUGAUACAUUUUUUUAAAACAAAUUAUCUUCUGGUUGUCACUCAGAAAACAAAAAACAAAACCCAAAAAAAGCCCCAUUACAAAUAUUGAGGUUUAAGAGUGAUAAGUAAUCACAACUCUUCUGUCCCCAAAUGAGUUCUGAAAAACUGGAAGCAGCUGCUAUUUUCAAAUAAAUGAAGAUUAAAAUGUCACUUGUCUUGGUGGUUGUGCUGAAAUGGGGAAUGAAUAUGGCUUAGACUUAUAGCCAGACGUGCUUGCCACGGCUUUCCUCCAUGAAAACCUAGUUUAUUUGUUCCUAGAGCUGCUGUAACAAAGUAUACUAUUAACUGAAUGUGUUAAAACAGCAGAAAUUUACUACUGUCUCAGUUCUGGAGGCCAGAAGUCCAAAGUCAGGGUGUCAUCAGGGCCAU
Molecule: messenger RNA, 3689 nt
Organism: Lagenorhynchus albirostris (white-beaked dolphin)
Lineage: Eukaryota; Metazoa; Chordata; Mammalia; Artiodactyla; Delphinidae
Product: zinc finger protein 268-like
Exons: 5
Coding region: 282-2276 (664 amino acids)
Biological process (GO): regulation of transcription by RNA polymerase II
Cellular component (GO): nucleus
Molecular function (GO): RNA polymerase II cis-regulatory region sequence-specific DNA binding; DNA-binding transcription activator activity, RNA polymerase II-specific
Source: RefSeq, a predicted model, not a curated record